Salmo salar (Atlantic salmon) is the source of this 549-nucleotide messenger RNA. Lineage: Eukaryota; Metazoa; Chordata; Actinopteri; Salmoniformes; Salmonidae. The record is from RefSeq and is a predicted model, not a curated record.
CUUGCAUGGCGACUACUACGGAGUAUGGGGACAAGGGAGUGACUUUUGGAAAAUGUGGAUUUAAACGUUUAUUUUUACCAUAGUUCACACAUUUUAUAGCCCGUACCGAUCGCCGUUGGGAUUCAGAUGAAGCUGGAUUUCUUUCAGAGGAAGUUCUGGACCGCUAGUAGACAGUGUGCUGCUCUGGAUGGGAAGUGCACCAUUAGCUGUGAUAAUGAGGACAUCAAGUGUUACCUUAUAGACAACAACGGAUUUAUUCUGGUCACAGAGGACUACUCUCAGACGGGGCUGUUCUUUGGAGAGGUGGAGAGUGCUGUUAUGAACAAGCUGCUUCUCAUGGGCUCCUUCAAAAGGAUCACUCUGUAUGACUACCAGGCUCUCUGUAGAGAGUAUGCUGGCAACAGUGACAGCGCACGCUCUUUAUCACAUCCCUUCUCCAUGGUGAAAUGGCUCCUGACCAAACUUGUCAUUUUCCUGCUGGAGUUCAACCUUUACAGCUGGUGGCAUGUUGAUCUCUCAAAGGUCAGUGUGUGCAAGAAUAUACCUUGA